Messenger RNA from Elaeis guineensis (African oil palm), 2690 nucleotides. RefSeq names its product aldehyde dehydrogenase 22A1. The record is from RefSeq and is a predicted model, not a curated record. Gene Ontology annotation, molecular function: oxidoreductase activity, acting on the aldehyde or oxo group of donors, NAD or NADP as acceptor. Lineage: Eukaryota; Viridiplantae; Streptophyta; Magnoliopsida; Arecales; Arecaceae.
CAUUUGUGCCACUCCUUCUGCUGCUUUCUUUGAGUUCUCUGUUACUUACCAUUCUAUUCGAGUCUCAGAACAGAGACUAGAAAAACACAAGAACAAAGGAAGAUGACGACGCGUAUAGCGCUUUUCUAACCCUUCUUUUUUGAUAUCCUUCCCUCGAUUUCCCGGCAACCCAAAAUCCAAACCCUAGUUUUUUUUUAAACCUUCUAGCGGGAUUCCAGAGCUCCGUUGUUCUCAUCCGAGUUCCGGCAAUGGCAUUCUGGUGGCCAUUACUCGUCCUCGGCAUCGCCUUCGCGGUCUGCCGGUUCUUGCUCAUGCUCAUCCCCCCCAACGUCCCUUCCAUCGAAGUCGACGCCUCCGAUGUGUUGGAAGAUGGGAGCCAGAGCAAGGACAACAGCUAUAUUUAUAUACCACGGAAGGGAAAAAUGGCGCAGACUGACAAGGUGCAGUGCUAUGAGCCGGCAACGAUGAAGUACCUGGGGUAUUUUCCGGCACUGACACCUGAUGAGGUUAAGGAGCAUGUGGCACAAGCCAGAAAAGCACAAAAGAUAUGGGCAGAGAGUAGCUUCAAGCAAAGACGUCAGUUUCUGCGAAUCCUUCUGAAAUACAUCAUUGAGCACCAGGAGCUUAUAUGCGAGAUAUCUUCUCGGGAUACAGGAAAAACAAUGGUGGAUGCUUCGUUGGGAGAGAUUAUGACAACAUGUGAGAAGAUCACUUGGCUUUUAGCAGAGGGUGAGAAGUGGCUAAAGCCUGAAUACAGAUCUUCUGGAAGAUCGAUGUUACACAAGAGAGCAAAGGUGGAAUUUUAUCCUCUAGGAGUGAUUGGGGCAAUUGUUUCCUGGAAUUAUCCCUUUCACAAUGUUUUCAACCCAAUGCUGGCUGCAGUCUUUUCAGGAAAUGCUGCAGUUAUAAAGGUUUCAGAGCAUGCAAGUUGGUCUGGGUGCUUUUACUUUCGAAUCAUUCAAGCAGCUCUUGCUGCUGUAGGAGCACCAGAUAAUUUGGUUCAUCUAUUAACAGGAUUUGCAGAAACAGGACAGGCUCUUGUAUCUUCAGUUGACAAAAUCAUUUUUGUUGGAUCACCUGGAGUGGGCAAAAUGAUCAUGCAAAAGGCUGCAGAGACCUUGAUACCUGUCACCCUGGAGCUUGGUGGAAAAGAUGCAUUUAUUGUGUGCGAGGAUGUAGAUGUGCCUCAUGUUGUGCAAGUUGCAAUUAGAGGUGCUCUCCAAUCUAGUGGACAGAACUGUGCUGGUGCUGAAAGAUUCUAUGUCCACAGAGACAUCCAUUCUACUUUUGUUGCUCAAAUAGUCAACCUUGUUAAAUCCAUUUCCGUUGGUCCACCAUUAUCUGGCAGAUAUGACAUGGGUGCAAUAUGUAUGCAAGAACAUGCUGAAAAACUUCAAAAUCUCGUGAAUGAUGCACUGGAGAAAGGAGCUGAAAUUGUUGGCAGGGGAAGCUUUGGCAGUUUGGGAGAAGAUGCAGUUGAUCAGUUCUUUCCUCCAACUGUUCUGGUGAAUGUUGAUCACUCCAUGAGAUUGAUGCAAGAGGAGGCUUUUGGACCAAUCAUCCCAAUCAUGAAAUUCAGUUCUGAUGAAGAGGCAAUUAAACUUGCAAACGACUCGAAAUAUGGACUUGGUUGUGCUGUGUUUUCUAGCAACCAGAAGCGUGCCAUUGAAAUAGCUUCCCAGUUGCAUUGCGGAGUUGCAGCAAUCAAUGAUUUUGCAUCAACAUAUAUGUGUCAGUCUUUGCCUUUUGGUGGUGUAAAGCACAGCGGCUUUGGAAGAUUUGCGGGUGUGGAAGGGUUGCGAGCUUGUUGUCUUGUUAAGUCGGUCGUUGAGGAUAAAUGGUGGCCGUACAUUAAGACAAAGAUCCCGAAGCCCAUCCAGUAUCCUGUUGCGGAGAAUGGCUUCGAGUUUCAGGAAUCACUUGUUGAAGCUCUUUAUGGCUCGAAUGUAUGGGACAGGCUGCGGUCACUAGUUAAUGUGUUGAAGAUCCUUUCAGAGCAGAACUCUACUUCUAGGAUUCGGAAGAAAGGGCAGUGAGAAGAUCAACAAAAUUUGUAUGAUUUGCUUCUACUUAUUUUGUGGAUUUGCUUCCAAAGAUCUUUGAAUCCUUAAUCGCACUCUCUGCUGAGCUUUGAACAUCUUUUUUGACCUGUUUUGAGGUAGAUGGGAUUGACUCACACCUAUAUGUUGCAUUGCUUUCCGACCACCUACCAGAAUCCGUCAUGUUUCUACUGAACACCUAGAUCUCAUAUAGGUUCAUCAACUUGAACUGAAUGGGAAGGACGUGGCUAAUUUGGGAUACGGUUCUUCCACCGACACUCGGCAACCUUAACCUUAUUAGAGUAUUUGCUAUUUUGUAAGAGUGCUCUGCACUUGCUUGCAUCUCUGGUUAAGGUGAACAUCGUUCUCAGAAGUUUAGAUGAUCUGGUCAUCUGGCUUGGAUGAAAAGAAAGAUCUAACUCAUGUACAACCAAUCAACUGACAUACGAAUUGGUCAGUUUGCAUUGUUCUGUCCUGUUGCUUAGUCUGCGCGGCAUGGCAUUUGUAUUUUUUUUUUAAAAGAGCGUACUGAUAAAUUUUGGUCCAUUUUACUCCACCAAGCAUUCGGAAUGUUGCAUAAAUAUAUAUUAGCAGUCAUUGUUAUAGUGACACUGAAUAGUGAUGGAAACAAUCACUCUCCCAUGUUUGCAA